Messenger RNA from Branchiostoma belcheri (Belcher's lancelet), 619 nucleotides. Its product is annotated as nicolin-1-like. The record is from RefSeq and is a predicted model, not a curated record. Gene Ontology annotation, cellular component: nucleoplasm. The coding region runs from base 236 to 619 and encodes 127 amino acids. Lineage: Eukaryota; Metazoa; Chordata; Leptocardii; Amphioxiformes; Branchiostomatidae. The transcript has 5 exons.
GCAUCCUGGCACCUCUGGUACCACCCUAGUUCCCGCCCUCCUCCACCUGCUCCCUCUGGGUUUGCAAAUUUCCUCUGACUGACGGGCCAAUGAGUUCGCCCUGACGUAUGUAACCAGCCAGGAACCCUUUCAGCUCCCUCCAACGUUAACAAUCAUCAAUAGGCACUUUUCCCAGCGUGGAAAUAACGGCUUAACGGCGCUGUAAAGAGGUUCACACGGCAGGGACUCUGACGAGAUGCCGGGUAAGCCGCUGGUGUGCAGCAUCCGUAAUCCCCAUCCCAUCACCAUCGGGGAUCCCCGCGCUGAGUUCUCCAGCGGCUGUGCCGUGGUCGACGUGACUUUCCCCAGCACCAAAAGUGUGGAUAUCGGGGAAAUCACCUUCAAGAACAACUACACUGCCCUCCUGUCAAUUAAACUCAAGGUUAGGGAGGAAAAUGAAAAAGAAGUGGAGGAUCAAGCUGAGAUUGAUGGUGAGACCACUCUAACAUGGGUGACGGCACUGAAGAACGUCCAGCUGAUGCCUGACCCACACUGUGAGGACCGUGCUCAGAGCUACUUCUGUAUCAAGAGAGACCAGGUUGACGGCAGUUAUGACAUAAACCUGCUGUCCUACACCUGA